Messenger RNA from Octopus bimaculoides (California two-spot octopus), 2455 nucleotides. Its product is annotated as histone PARylation factor 1. Gene Ontology annotation, cellular component: nucleus. The record is from RefSeq and is a predicted model, not a curated record. Gene Ontology annotation, molecular function: poly-ADP-D-ribose binding; histone binding. Gene Ontology annotation, biological process: regulation of protein ADP-ribosylation; DNA damage response. NCBI's taxonomy places the organism in Eukaryota, Metazoa, Mollusca, Cephalopoda, Octopoda, Octopodidae.
ACGAACUCUCCGUUCUAGGAGAUAAAUUUCUUAGUUUAAACAUGGCAGCUGUAAAUCCCGUCACCGUUGUCACGGCGAAUAAAGAUAAACGACCAAUGUGUAAAUAUGGUGAGAAAUGUUAUAGGAAGAAUCCGAAUCACUUGCGGGAAUACCGCCACCCAAAUAAACCUGAAAGUGAAGAGCAGCAGAGCCAGGAUGACCAGGAUAAUACAGAGCCUUUUUCUAAAAAGCCCAAAUUAGAUCCACAUAAAACGGGGUCUACAUCAUCUGAUGAUGACACUGAUGUAUUAAGGGAGACUGAAAAGACAAGUGAUGAUGCAAAGCUGCAGGAUGAGAGCCUCCCUGGAACAUCAGGGGAAUCUAGCAAACCCGUGGAUAAAGGAAGCCAAGAUAAAUGUGAAGAAGAGUUAACUUUAACGCCUCCACCUUCCCCUGAAGACAUCAAGGAAAACAUUCGUGAGAAAUUCUUAUUUGACAUGCCAGACGAUUUUUAUGAACUCUGGAAGUUCUGUGAAGCAACUAAUCCAGAAAAUCCCACCAAUUGCUUCAGUAAUGUUCUUGGGUUCCAGUUAGUUGGACCUUUUGAUAUUUUGGCUGGUAAACACAAGCAAUUAAAUGGCAAAAACAGCAAGGGUCGUUACCCUAACUACCUCAUUCACUGGCGCUAUUACCUGGACCCUCCAGAGUUCCAGACAGUAAUUCGUGGCGAUGACACAACUCAAUUCCAUUUAGGUUAUUUCAGAGAUGUCCCGACAGAGGCACCAGUCUUUGUUGCUGCUAAUUCUGCCAAAGAAAGUCCUGCCAUCAUUCCACGUGGUGAAAACCUUUUUGCAGCUCUCAGUUUCUAUUUGGCUGAAAGCAUUAAAUCAAAGAAACUUGCCAAACCAAAGCAAUCUGCUGCCAUUCAACUCCAAUCAGAUUUAACUGAAUGGGCAAAAAAGCUUGACUUCAAUCUGGAGUUGAAAACCAAAUCGAUGAAGGAACGAGACAAGAAAACAGUAUGCAAAGGUUUCCAUGGUGCUGGAAUUGUGGUCAAGUUAGACAAGAAUGAAGUUGGUUACCGUCCAAUACCAGAAACUCCAGCUGCUUUGAAGAGAAUGUUCCAGAAGAUUCUUGACAGUAAAACUGAAGAAGACAGAAACCAAAAUUUUGAGCCAUUACAAGAACUGAUGACUUUGAUUCAAUUUGCAAAUGAUGAAUGUGAUUAUGGUGAAGGCUUAGAGCUGGGAAUCAACCUCUUUUGUUUUGGUGGUGACAUCUUCAAUUCCACCAUCCAGUUUUUACUUCCUCUGGCUUACCAGUUACUACAACAUCCUCAGUUUAGCCAAAUCAUCACAGAACAUCUGAAGCACAGGAAAAUGAGCGCCCUUCCUCGUGAACUAAACGAACUCAACUAAUUGAUAUAAAAAAAAAAAAAAAAGAAACAUUUUGCUAAUGUCAAGUCGUUAGAAGACAAAUCUAUACAAAUUAUUUAGAAAAAUUUGAAGAAUUUGUGUGGUAAGAUGAUGGACCUAGCAUCUUCGCAGGAAGAGAGAGAGGAAGAAAAACGUUUUCUUUUACUCUAACGAAGGGCUUUGCUCCAAACAUCUGUCUUCUCAUCUCCCCGUGGCAAAUCAACUUAUCCAAAUUUUCAAACUUCAUUAAAUAAUUUUUGCCAACACAGACAGACAUUAUUUUCUUCCUCCUCCUCGAGGUCUGGCUUUUAUAUAUUGCUUUGAGCUGAAUGGAUGUUUUGUGGCUUAAUCAAACUGAUGAGAUGUUUAUAAUGAAGGACAAUGAUUCGAAAUGGCCCUCACAUCUUCCUCCUCUUUAUUUGAGCUGUCACUCUCAGAGCAGAGGUUAUAUGCAUUUGAUUCAAGCUUCCUAAACUAAGAACUUAUUGCAAUUCCUGUUAAUUUAUAUUAUUUCAAGGAUACGUAUCGUAACUGGGAAUACUGAUGGCAUUAUUGCAAAGUCCAUGACUGUUUCUUGAACUCGUAGUUCUAUAUUCCAUCCAUUCUUGUGAACACAGCUUGGAAAGAGAUCAGUUCCACCAAGCUUAUUUUGUCCCCACUUAAACUACAAGAAGUCUUCAGUUGUUCCUUAAACAUCUCUGGCUUGAGGCCCUCUGCGCCAUUAUAUACAAGUAUGGUGCAAUAGGUGUGUAUGUUAUUCAGUUAUUGAUUCUGAAGCCAUCAAUUCAAAUGUUGUCCAUAAACAUAUCUUGUUUCUAAGUAAACUCACUGGACUCUAUUUGUUCUUCUUUCACAUUUGAAAGGAAUCCAGUUGUAAACAUUCAGUUUCUUUGAAAAUUUUGUCAUUUUUUAAGCACCUUUCAUAUUUUUUAUCAUCUCACAUGUCAUGGAUCUCUUGAUAUUUUGUGAAUCUUGGGUCUAGAAAUAACAUUUUUGACCAAAUGUAGCAUCACAUCAUACAUUACGCUUUUGUCAAUAAAAUGUGAACUUUGUUAACGAAA